Messenger RNA from Pecten maximus, 453 nucleotides. RefSeq lists its product as uncharacterized. Lineage: Eukaryota; Metazoa; Mollusca; Bivalvia; Pectinida; Pectinidae. Bases 1 to 453 code for a protein of 150 amino acids. The record is from RefSeq and is a predicted model, not a curated record. The transcript has a single exon.
AUGGCUAUAGAAGAUGAGAAGUAUACCCAAUCAGAAGCCUUGGCUAGCGAAGAUGAGGAGUAUACCCAAUCAGAAGCCUUGGCUAUAGAAGAUGAGGAGUAUACCCAAUCAGAAGCCUUAGCUAGCGAAGAUGAGGAGUACACCCAAUCAGAAGCCUUGGCUAGAGAAGAUGAUGAGUACACCCAAUCAGAAGCCUUGGCUAGAGAAGAUGAUGAGUACACCCAAUCAGAAGCCUUGGCUAGAGAAGAUGAUGAGUACACCCAAUCAGAAGCCUUGGCUAGCGAAGAUGAGGAGUACACCCAAUCAGAAGCCUUGGCUAGAGAAGAUGAGGAGUAUACCCAAUCAGACGCCUUAGCUAGCGAAGAUGAGGAGUACACCCAAUCAGAAGCCAUGGCUAGAGAAGAUGAGGAGUAUACCCAAUCAGACGCCUUGGCUAGCGAAGAUGGUGUGUAG